CGCACUUUGGAGGAGUGCGACCCUCUACGACCCAAUGGAGAUGAUCAACAUCAGAUAUGAUGGAACGAAGCUUUUCAACCAGACCUGUUGGGCCGUGGAAUUUGGAAGCAUCACCGUGGAGUGGAACGAUUCCACAGCACCUGACAUUUCUACUAGACAAUAUUGGACAUCGGUGCUACGACAACCAGAAAAGAUGACCGCUUUGCCAUUGGAACCAGGGGCCAUCCCGCUCCCAGGAGAUCAGGAGGAAAAACGGUAUAAGACGAAAAGGGAAAUAGUGAGUGAAGUAACUCACUUUCCCGACCAUUUAGGUCACGUAAAUUGGACGAGGCAAACAAAGAGCAACAUCAGUGCUUGUGAUAUUAGGAAUUUUAGGACGCCCGAAAAUUUUGCUAAUCUAACAAUAGGUUUGAUUUGCAAAAACAAACAAGAGGAAAAAAUUGUUAUAAGAAAUUGGAUUUUCAAGGAGGGUGAUGAGCACGCAGAAUGGUACAGUAAUGCUUCGUGUGUCCCAUUACCCGAAUCUAAAGGCGGUUAUUGGGAAAAGGGUAGUAAAAAGCCGGAGGAAUUUUCAUUCCCAGCUCCGAUGAAAAACUCCACAUGCCACUGUACUUAUCCCGGAUGGGAACCGUGUUGGAGUUGUUUGGAUUUGGUUUGUGAAACAACACAAAGUUAUUCAACAAGUAAGCGUCGCCUUAACCGGGUACCAAGAAACCUGCCCGACAACAAGAAGUCAGUAUUUUGGGAUUGCCAGAGGGUUUUUAGUAGGCUAAAUUCAUGUUACUUUAACGUGGAACAAUUUUGUGAAAAUAAUUACCAUGUUAUAAUGUGGGCAUAUAAAUACCAAAAGAUGAUGGCUCCUGUCACAGCUUCGACAAGGGCGGGGAGGAUAUUCAACCCGAAUAAAGAACCGGUGGAUUUUGAAUUUUGGUUGAAUGAUUCGUUGCUGUGGCAGGUUGAAAGAAGAAUUGCUGUGCCAAGCAGUUACCAGGGUGGACACCGGUUGUACCCAUCAGCAAGACACUUAUGGGUUCAACGGUUGCCCACUCCUGCAGAUUUAUUCACGGUAACACCGGGAGAAUUUGACAAAAUUGACCAAUGUGUAGUGGGAAAAAUUUAUACUGGGUUGCAUGGUAGGGACUGGACAGUUGGAAAGUCGCCAAGAUCCUUGUGUGAGACGCAAGAUCGCUGGCCUGGAUUAACUUGGAUUUACUCAAAAGAAUUGGACUGGACAACUUUGCGUGAGAAACUAGGUGAGGGGAGACUUCUUCUGUAUGUCCGCAAGCGGAGGAGACAGUCAUCGGUAAACGGUGACCGCUACCCCUUAGCACGUUACUUGGAGGAUGAGUAA
Messenger RNA from Syngnathus acus (greater pipefish), 1351 nucleotides. RefSeq lists its product as uncharacterized. The coding region runs from base 35 to 1351 and encodes 438 amino acids. The record is from RefSeq and is a predicted model, not a curated record. Lineage: Eukaryota; Metazoa; Chordata; Actinopteri; Syngnathiformes; Syngnathidae. The transcript is spliced from 3 exons.